AGCCAUUUUGGCUCAAGACGGCCUGUGUUCCGCAUUCCGCGCGAGCGGACGGCCCUUUCCCCGCCCCUGCGAUGGAGGUCCUGGAGUUCCGCAGCGUCCGUGCAGUGGAGGCAGUCACCGUCGUGCUCUGCGCUGCCGCGACGCUGGGGCGCCCGAUCCUGCGACUGUGCCGCGAGGAGCGCGCGCUGCCAUUUGUGCGCGAUUGCUCGGGUCGUUUAUUCGAAUUCUCGAAGGCCGUGAAGACGUUCGUUCUGUGCGGCUGUGAUGCGCAGGACCCCGUUUAUGUACACAAGCAGUCCAUGAGGAUCGACAUAUCUCGGCAUUUUGCUCGGGUCAUUUCUGUGGUCAUGGUAUGUUUCCUCUCAUUGCAGGCACUGGUUGGAGACAACAGUGAGCUUAUCCUACCGUUACGUUUGUACGCAUGUCUAUUUUGCAUUGUGUGCGCGAUCUUGCGCUUGUUCCCAGGGCUGGUUACCCCGGUGACAGUGCACCUCUGGUAUUCGGUUGUGUUGUUUGCGGCUGCGCUCAAGGUUUCACCGCUCUUUCAGUUCGCGGAGGCGGUGCCUGACCUCAGGUUGUUCAUCAUGUUUGAUUGUAUUGGCCUGGCCGUGAUGAAUCUGUACAUGCCGAUGAACUUUCUUUGGGCCUCCGUCCUGUACCUGAGCGCCACGCUCACGCUGCUGGUGGGGCCUUCCAACGGCAAUCUUUGCUUCGACUUCGUCCAAACUUUGGAAAUGAUUGGCUUCGACUGGAUCUUUGUAAGUGUAUACUUGGUCAGUGUGCACAUCGUUUUCUCAAAGGCGGCCGCUUUCCAUCUCGAAAGCACCCACUCUAAGAACGAGCUGCGGGCCGCCAGGGCUAUACUGGCAGGCAUAUGUGACGCCGUAGUGGAGCUCGGUCCUGAUUUGAAGCUGGCGCACUGUUCGGAGAGUCUCGCUGCGCUGCUGAUGAUCAACCCGCUACGAAACAAGACUGGGGCGAGCAUGCUAGCUAUUCUUGCCACGGAAGCCGAUCGCGAGAAGUUCUCUCAAGAGGUGACCUCCAGUACCUCGUCCGACAAGAUUUGCAAGGCCUUCCACGUAAACAUGCGGGACACGCGCGGCAUUUUAGUGCACGUGGAGAUGUUCUGUGUGCGUUUCGAUUCGGGCGAGGGUAGGGAGUCAUACCUUCUCGGCCUGCGGGAGUUCUGGGACGCAGCUUCGCCCGGCGGUGCGCAGCAGCAGGAAUUGCCCAGGUCGGUUUUGACGUCGGGUGUCCAGAGCAGUUUGCAUUCGAGUGCCGAGGAGCGGUCGGGCCUCGGAACCUCUGAAGUCGAGUCCUCGCAAUUGUCCACCGUGCCCGAGCUUGCUGUUUGGUUUGACGCCUUGUCACCAAAGCUUACCCUGUUGGGAUGCACAAGUGCCUUCGAGAUGUUCAUUGGUGGUUCAUUUGCACAUAUGUGCGCCGUUGAGGAUACUCUCCUGGGGUGUACCCAGCCAGAUCAGCAAGAGGACUUUGAGUAUUGGAUUCGCCACUGCCUGGACGAGUUCACUGCAUCCGCUUGCAGGGGAGAGGCGAUUCCAUUGAGUGUGGAGAUGGUGCGUUUCCGCUUCAGCGAGCACCAUCAUCGUUUCCGCCUCGUCAUCCAGAGCAGGGUGACGCUGGUCCCGGCCCCGACGGCUGGCGAGCCAUGGCCCACGGGCCUCGGCCAGCCCCAGCGCGUGGCAAAGCUCGUCUUCGAGAGGCCCGAGUGGAUCCAGGGGGAAGGUUGGAGCCGGCUCCGGCGCGCUCGCGCGCCCGUGCCCGCCGUCGCCCAGGGACCUGUGGGCGACACGUUCACGCCCCGGCUCGGCGGCGACGGCACGAGGGGCUUGGGCAGCGGUGGGCCAGAUUACCGCAUUGCGCUCUGACCCGCAGGUGUCGUCUGCACGUUCCGAAGCAGUGACGAAUGCGUGCACGUAACCUUGCAGAGCUCCGCGCGGAUUCUUGGAUCGGCGCUGGAGCCCCCUGGCGGCGUCUCCGGCGCUGCUCCUGGCGCGCUCCGCGCGCCGGGGAGGGGGGGUCCAGCGCCGAUGCAAGAAGUCCGCGCGGACGUCCGGAAAUUUUUGUUUAUGCCGUUUUUCGCCUCUGGCGUAGGAACGAGACCACGCCAGCCUCCACUCUGUUUCUUGCCACACUGGGCGUGACAUCUACUGCAUGCUGGGCGACGCCCAAUGUACUUUUUUGUCACACGGGUGUCCGUGUAAUUCGUCCCUCGUUUUGUACAGUUGUGGAGCUGCUGGGUCGGUUUGCGUGGGUGGACUCCAUCGCCGCUCCCUUUGGCCCACUGGCGCUGUGCACUUACACCUUCUGACUUUGAACCUGUUGUUUCGUUUCACCAAUGGCGAAGCGGCCGGAGGGCAUUCUUACAGGGGCGCCUAAGACGGGCAGCGUAUCAAGCAACCGCAGUGGAAGCAUUGUCAAUACAUGUUAUCGCUCUCUCUCUCUCUCUCUCGAUCGCUCUCUCCGCUCUGCUCUUCUCUGCUGCCCCUUCUGGUUGGCUCGUCGAGUCUAGCGCCUGUGCUAAAAA
Prorocentrum cordatum is the source of this 2548-nucleotide messenger RNA. Lineage: Eukaryota; Dinophyceae; Prorocentrales; Prorocentraceae. The record is from the annotation of a GenBank genome assembly.